AUGCCGCUGUACAUCGUAAGCGACAAUGGGAAGCACUUCGCGGAAAAACCGUUCAAGACCUGGUGCGAAAGAAUGCACAUUGAACAAAAUUUCACUUCGGUCGCCCAUCCCCUGGCUAACGGACAAGUAGAAAGAGCCAACCGCAGCAUCGUGGAGGGUAUUAAAAAACGUCUGGGGAAGGAAGGAGUCUCCUGGGUAGACAAACUCUCGCACGUCCUAUGGGCGCACCGGACGAUGCCAAAGAAAAGCACAAGGGAGACCCCCUUCAGUUUAACGUACGGCUCGGAGGCAGUCAUACCCACCGAAGUUGGCGUUCCUGCCCCCCGCAUGCGACAAAGUCAAGAAGAGAAUGAGCAACAACUCCGUCUGAACCUUGACCUAGCCGAGGAGCGAAGAGAACUCGCGGCCAUCCGAGAAGCAAAGUACAAAAAAGAGUUGGAAAAACACUAUAACUCAAAAGUAAAAGAGGUCUGGUUUAAAGAAGGGGAUUACGUCAUGCGAAGGAACGAUGCUAGCCUGGCCAAGGGUACGGGAAAGAUGGCUCCGAAAAAACAGUGCCUACACGCUCACCAAGAUGGAUGGAACUCCCGUUCGUCGUACCUGGAACGGGAUGCACCUCAAAAAGUGCUUCCUUUGAAGAAAUUUUGA
Molecule: messenger RNA, 648 nt
Organism: Helianthus annuus (common sunflower)
Lineage: Eukaryota; Viridiplantae; Streptophyta; Magnoliopsida; Asterales; Asteraceae
Exons: 1
Coding region: 1-648 (215 amino acids)
Biological process (GO): DNA integration
Molecular function (GO): nucleic acid binding
Source: RefSeq, a predicted model, not a curated record